This is a messenger RNA of Peronospora matthiolae, 4224 nucleotides long. NCBI's taxonomy places the organism in Eukaryota, Oomycota, Peronosporomycetes, Peronosporales, Peronosporaceae. The record is from the annotation of a GenBank genome assembly.
AUGGCCGAGAAGGACGAGCACGUGGGCGUCGGCCUCUCUUCCACGGGACACUUUGACCAAGACGUCUACGGCACCAGCACCACUGCCAGCGACCGCUACAGUGCGACUGUCAUCGAAGAAGGAGACGACGACAACGAAGACGAUCAAGCAAAUGAGCCGCAGCCGCAGCGCAGAAACGACCAUCACUCUCGGAAUCAGUCGACUCUGAACUCCGUCCCGUCUCUUGUCUCCCAGCAGAGUGAUGGUCGAAUCGACGACAGUUUCGACCCGUUCGCCGAAGCACGUAGCGGGACGCGCAUUGUGGACCGAGAGAACGCCUACCGCAAGCGGCGCUUUGACCGCCUCUUGUCGCCCGAGCGUGGCGACGCGUUUGGCGAUGACACGCCCGUGCGCAGCUACAAGGAGAUCAUGCAGACGCAGCAGCUGGAGCAGGAGCGCGCCGACGUCGUGCGCCAGAUCCAGCUCAAGCAGAAAGAACAAGACGAGGAGGGGGAGCGAAAGCGGCAACAGCUGCAGCAGAAGGGGCAGCCACUGGACGCGCAGGAUAGCGACGCGACACCGAAACGACGUCGAAAGCGCAUGCGAUGGGACCAAGAAGCGCCUGUAGUGGAUGAAGAGCCAACACCAGAGGGAGAAGGGGGUCGCGUGUCCGAGUGGGACACGGAAGCGUCGGAGACGGCAGAAGCGGUGACGCCUGCACGGACGUCGUCGAGGUGGGACGCGACGCCUGUCACUGCUGAAACCGCUACGCCCGGACGUAAGAAUCGAUGGGAUAAAACGCCCGUGGCAAGUUCAGGCGUGUCGAGAUGGGACGCGACGCCCGUGAAUGUGGGUUGCGUGACGCCUGCAGGGACGGGAAAACGAUCGCGGUGGGAUGAGACACCAGUCUCGGGUUUGAGCGACUUGACGCCGGGGAAGCAUAGCCAGCUCACGCCUGGCGCGUCAAUGACGGACAUUAUGAAUGGAACGUUGACACCUGAGUUGGCGCAACGCAUGCGCUGGGAACGCGAGAUCGAGGAGCGCAAUCGUCCGUUGACGGAUGAAGAGCUUGACGCGCUGUUUCCUGCAACGGGGUACAAAGUUUUGGAUCCUCCAGCGUCCUACGUGCCUAUCCGAACCCCAUCACGGAAGCUGCUUACUACGCCUACGCCAAUGGGUCAGACUCCAGGCUUUGCUAUGCAAGCUACGCCUGCUCGAGAGGAUUAUGGCGUGCCCAUUGGAACGCCAUCGGGUGGCGAUGGUAGUUCCAUGCCGUUCAUCAAGCCAGAGGAUUACCAAUACUUUGGCAAACUAAUGGAUGAAGUAAAUGAAGAAGAACUGGACCCUGAGGCUGCUAGGGAGCGUAAAAUUAUGCGCUUGCUGCUGAGGAUUAAGAAUGGCACUCCGCCGCAGCGAAAGACCGCACUGCGACAGCUCACCGAUAAGGCCCGUGAAUUUGGAGCUGGUGCACUGUUUAACCAGAUUCUGCCGUUGCUUAUGGCGCCUACUCUUGAAGAUCAGGAACGCCAUUUGUUGGUUAAGGUGAUCGACCGCGUGCUUUACAAGCUCGAUGACCUUGUUCGUCCAUAUGUACACAAGAUUCUGGUGGUGAUUGAGCCACUGUUGAUUGAUGAGGACUAUUACGCUCGUGUCGAAGGCCGCGAGAUCAUCUCGAACCUCGCCAAGGCUGCUGGUCUUGCUACUAUGAUUUCUACCAUGCGUCCCGAUAUUGAUAUCGACGACGAGUACGUUCGCAAUACGACAGCUCGCGCCUUCGCUGUUGUCGCCUCAGCAUUGGGUAUCCCUGCUUUACUUCCUUUUCUGAAGGCUGUCUGCCAGUCGCGCAAGUCGUGGCAAGCCCGACACACUGGUAUAAAGAUAGUGCAGCAGGUUGCGAUCUUGAUGGGGUGCGCUGUGUUGCCACAUUUGAAACAUCUUGUAGAAAUCGUCGAGCAUGGGCUUGAGGAUGAGCAGAAGGUUCGCACUAUCACAGCACUCGCCCUGGCCGCUCUAGCUGAAGCUGCACAUCCUUACGGUAUUGAGUCGUUUGACUCAGUCUUGCGACCGCUGUGGCGUGGUACCCGCAAACAUCAUGGCAAAGGCCUAGCGGCGUUUCUGAAGGCAAUCGGGUUCAUUAUCCCUCUCAUGGAUGCCCAGUAUGCGAACUAUUACACAGUUGAGGUAAUGGAGAUCCUGAUUCGUGAGUUUCAAUCGCCCGAUGAGGAAAUGAAAAAAAUCGUGCUAAAGGUGGUAAAGCAGUGUGUUUCGACGGACGGCGUUGAAGCAUCGUACAUCAAGGAGAAGAUUUUACCUGAGUUUUUCCGGCACUUUUGGGUCCGGCGCAUGGCAUUGGACCGACGAAACUACCGCCAGCUAGUGGAGACAACAGUGGAGCUUGCGAAUAAUGUUGGUGCAAGUGAAAUUAUAUCACGAGUAGUAGACGACUUGAAGGAUGAAAGUGAGCCGUACCGUCGCAUGGUGAUGGAAGCGAUUCAGAAGGUUAUCUCGAACCUGGGUGCCACCGAUAUCGGCACAGAACUCGAAGAAAAACUUAUCGAUGGUAUCCUGUAUGCGUUCCAAGAGCAAACGUCGGAUGACACAUUCGUUAUGCUGGAUGGAUUCGGUAUUGUGGUGAAUGCUCUUGGUAUCCGCGCGAAGAACUACUUACCGCAGAUUUGUGGCACAAUCAAGUGGCGGCUGAACAACAAGCCAGCAAAGGUGCGCAUGCAAGCAGCUGAUUUGAUCAAUCGCAUUGCUGUAGUCAUGAAGACGUGUGACCAGGAGCCACUCAUGGGGCAUAUGGGUGUGGUUCUGUAUGAAUACCUCGGUGAAGAGUACCCUGAGGUGCUAGGUAGUAUAUUGGGUGCACUUAAGGCUAUCGUCAAUGUGAUUGGUAUGAGCAAAAUGACGCCGCCCAUCAAGGACCUGCUUCCCCGUCUGACGCCGAUUCUCAAGAAUCGACACGAAAAGGUCCAGGAGAACUGCAUCGCUGAAGGAACGCGGGUUGCCAUGGCCGAUGGUACGUCCAAGUCCAUUGAACUUCUUGUCGAAGGUGACCGCGUGAUGAGUCCUCGCGUUGCCGAGGGCAAUACUGUGGUAGCAGACUUGGAUGCGGCGUGCACGCGUGUCCUCGACAACGGGUCGAGUGAAUGCGUGGAGCUAAAGUUUGAGGACGGUCGCGAGCUUGUCUGCACACCAGACCACCGGUUGUUGCGCUUUGAUGGAAAAUGGCAAACGGCAGGAGAGGUUCCAACCGGCGAUCAAAUAUCUGUUGCAGUGUCAGAGAAGAACACGGCGGCAUCGGGCGAGCUCAGCGUCAAGGUUAUUGGGCUUCGUGUCAUUCAGCGACGCAACGUCGGUGUCAAGCGCAUCUUUGACCUUACUGUUCCCGGUAACGACGCUUUUUUUGCGGCUGGCGUUGCAGUUCACAACUGUAUCGAUUUGGUUGGUCGUAUUGCCGACCGCGGUGCUGAUUUGGUAUCUGCUCGUGAAUGGAUGCGUAUCUGUUUUGAGCUACUAGACAUGCUAAAAGCGCACAAAAAGGGCAUUCGUCGUGCAGCUGUCAACACAUUCGGUUAUAUUGCCAAGGCUAUCGGCCCCCAGGAUGUUUUGCACACCUUGCUGAACAAUUUGAAAGUGCAAGAACGUCAGAACCGCGUGUGCACGACAGUCGCCAUUGCCAUCGUCGCCGAGACGUGCUCACCAUUCACCGUUGUUCCGGCUCUGAUGAAUGAGUACCGUGUGCCCGAGCUGAACGUGCAGAAUGGCGUUCUGAAGGCGUUUUCGUUCAUGUUCGAGUACAUCGGUGAGAUGGGCAAAGACUAUAUCUAUGCAGUGGCACCAUUGUUACAAGACGCGCUGAUGGACCGUGACCUGGUGCAUCGCCAGACCGCAUGCACAACCGUGAAGCACUUGGCGCUGGGUGUAACUGGCUUGGGCUGCGAGGAUGCGCUGGUGCACCUGCUUAACUUUGUAUGGCCCAACAUUUUUGAGACGUCUCCGCAUGUGAUUAACGCCGUGUUUGAAGCAGUGGAAGGCUGUCGCGUGGCGCUCGGCCCGCACGUGAUUCUGCAGUAUGUUCUGCAAGGUCUAUUCCACCCGGCACGUCGUGUGCGUGAGGUGUACUGGAAGAUCUACAACUCGUUGUAUAUGUACGCGCAGGAUGGUUUGACACCCGCUUACCCGGUGCUUGAGGAUGACGGUGUGAAUACGUACAACCGCACGUACCUUGAGCUCGUUAUCUAG